Messenger RNA from Hibiscus syriacus, 2242 nucleotides. RefSeq names its product RNA-binding KH domain-containing protein RCF3-like. Lineage: Eukaryota; Viridiplantae; Streptophyta; Magnoliopsida; Malvales; Malvaceae. Gene Ontology annotation, biological process: regulation of gene expression. The record is from RefSeq and is a predicted model, not a curated record. Gene Ontology annotation, molecular function: mRNA binding. The transcript has 8 exons. Bases 1 to 2019 code for a protein of 672 amino acids. Gene Ontology annotation, cellular component: nucleus; cytoplasm.
AUGGACAGAUCUAGAUCCAAGAGGAACUAUUACUAUGACCAAGACUAUGAUGGGGAGACCAUGGGUAGGACGAAACCUCGGUACAACAACCAUCACUACCUCCCUAAUAGUCACCGCCACCGUGGAAACAAUCCCAACAACAAUAACAACGGAGGCAAUAACGGUCGACCUCCUAAUAAAGGCAGUGGCGGUAGCGGCGGCGGGGGUGGAGGAGGACAAGACUCUUCCCUUAUGGUCACCACUAGCUACCGCAUUCUCUGCCACGAUAUGAAAGCUGGGGGUGUAAUUGGUAAGUCGGGUAGCAUUAUCAAGUCCAUAAGACAGCACACCGGCGCGUGGAUCAACGUGCACGAGCUGAUUCCCGGCGACGAGGAACGUAUCAUCGAAAUAUCUGACACGCGUCGCCGUGACCCUGAAGGGAGAAUGCCGGCUUUUUCUCCUGCUCAGGAGGCGUUGUUCCUUAUACAUGAGAGGAUUCUGGAGAGUGAUUCGGAGUUUGGAUUUGGUGGUGCCGGAGGAGAGGAGGAGGAGGAGGAAUAUGGAGCGGUGGUGAGAGGAGGAGGGAACAGGGUGGCGACGAGGUUGGUUGUUUCGAGGAUGCAUGUGGGUUCUUUAUUGGGGAAAGGAGGAAAGAUUAUUGAGCAAAUGAGAAUGGAAACAAAGACUCAGAUUAGGAUUCUGCCUAGAGACCAUAACUUGCCCCGUUGCGUUUCCAUGUCUGAGGAGAUUGUUCAGGUUGUAGGUGAUGCAAAUGCUGUAAAAAAUGCUAUAGCAAUUAUUUCAUCACGCUUAAGGGAGAGUCAGCAUCGUGACCGCAGUAAUUUCCAUGGACGAAUGCAUUCACCAGAGUGGUUUUCCCCUGAUGAUGAUUAUAUUCCACCGGUAAACAAUACUUCACGUAAAUCAUCUAUGGAUGGUUCUUUUGGUUCUCGGAUGUCUACUAUGAAUUACAGAGGCAACAAUUAUUCCUCCCGUCCAUCUGGCUUCAUUGAAGCUGGGACUGCUCCUAUGGCUAACGGUGGACAACCUCUGUAUGGUGAGGAUCUUGUGUUUCGGAUACUUUGCCCUAUUGACAAGGUUGAUAGUGUUUUUGGGGAGCCAGAUGGCAUAGUAGAUUUACUUCAAAAUGAAAUUGGUGUGGAUGUCAAGGUUGCUGAUCCCGUGGUAGGGUCAGAUGAGCAGAUAAUUACCAUUUCUUCUGAGGAGGGUCCUGAUGAUGAGUUGUUUCCAGCUCAAGAGGCUUUAUUGCAUAUCCAAACUCAGAUUGUUGACCUUGUUCCUGAUAAAGAUAACAUAGUAACUACUAGGUUGCUUGUUCCAUCAAGUGAAAUUGGAUGUUUAGAGGGAAGAGAUGGAUCAUUAUCUGAAAUGAAAAGAUUAACCGGUGUAAACAUACAGAUACUGUCGGGAGAAGAACUUCCUUCUUGUGUAUCAGGACUGAAUGACAUUGUGCAGAUUGUUGGGGAAAUAAAGGCAGCUCGAGAUGCUCUUGUUGAGAUCACAUCACGGUUACGCAGUUACUUGUAUAGGGAAUUCUCUCAGGUCCCUCCAGCACCACCUAUCACUGCAACAACAUCCAUUGGGAAUAUUUCUCCAGACCUAACUCCAGCUCGUGAUGGACAAACUGCCAAUGACCAUCCUGCUGGAGCCUAUCAGAAUGUGCCAACUCCAGCAACAUCAAAGGAAGUUAUGAAAUCUGGUGCGGAAACAGUGAAGCAGACUGAAUCUGAACGGCGGGAAGAUGUACCAAGUGCAAUUAGCAGGAUCGCUGUACCACUUGUUACUAAGAGUACACUUGAAGUUGUCAUACCGGAUUAUGCUGUUCCCAAGCUGAUAGCAAAAUCGAAAAACAAACUGGCGCAGAUCAGCGAGUUGUCUGGUGCCAAUGUGACUCUGGUAGAAGAUAGACCAGAUGAGGCGCAAAAGAUCAUUCAAAUAUCGGGUACUCCAGAGCAGUCCGAGAGAGCCCAAAGCUUGCUUCAAGGCUUCAUUCUAAGCACACAAGAAGAUGGACCUUAAACUAUUCCUAUGACUCGGAUCUUAAACCGAUGUUUCCAUGUAAUCCGAUUCUCCAGAUGUAUAAUUCUGAACUUAUAAUGAGUUGUUGUGCACUGUCAUGUAGCCAUAAAACAAUGGUAUGUCUUUUGCUUAAAGUCUGUCUUGAAUUAAGAACUGUGGGGAGUGUAAGAGAGCUCCAUUGUAAAUUGUAACAUGAGGAGUUACUCUGUCUUGUUGUUUUUCC